AUGCCCUCAAUCGACGUCGCAAACACCACGUCGCCAGGCGUGAUCGCCUUUCGUACAUUCCUGGAUGAAGUGCUGGGAGAGGCGAUCACUGUCAAGCCUCCCUCGGACGACCGCUCAUUGAGCAUCAACCCUCCUCUCCAGAAAGACGAUCUUCACGAUUUCUCGGAACGAUUAUCACAGGUGUUGAGCGACUACACAGCAGCGGAGCAGCAGGCCGACGAUACGGAGAAACUCGCCGCCAAAACCCGUAAACACAAUGUCGUUGAGGUAGCCUCACGGGCCAAGUUCGCCACAUUGACGGCCAGCACGCCGAUCAGCGGCCCCGAGGCUGUCAACAUCUGGAACCUGCUCGACAUCAUAUUCUUCACUGCCGAUAUAGGCCAUGGCGAUCCGGCGCUCAUGUUCCUGCUUGUCGAGGACCUACUUUCGAGCCAGACAAUAUCCGGAUGUCGAAUAAUAUUCGACUUUCUGGAGUCACGGCGCGAGCGAUGCGUGAGCAAGUUCUACAAACAAUCGCAUCUCAUUGUGCUUCGCAGCUGUAACGAGCUGCUGCGAAGGCUCUCCAGAGCAGAGGACACCGCCUUCUGCGGAAGAGUGUUCGUGUUCUUGUUCCAGUACUUUCCUCUAGGCGACAAAAGCUCGGUCAAUCUUCGCGGACAAUACCACGCGGAAAACGUGACAACAUACGAGAAGCCUUUGGAAGGUGGGGAUAAAAUGGAGGUUGACAAAGAAGAAAACCUGGACAAAGCUACCGAAGCACCACAGACCGAGAAACCUGGUGGGAAGAAAGCAGAUACUGGGACACCCAAAACCUCGAGUCCUCCGUUGUCAAACGACGAGCUCUAUGACCUUUUCUGGCCUCUGCAGGAAAGUUUCAGUCAACCGCUGAGGCUAUUUGAGCCAGCAAACCUCAAACCAUUCCAGCGAGGCGUCGAAGAAACUGUGAAGAAGUUUGUUGCAUUGCCUUCGGCAACAUCAAGGUCAAGCACAGUCGACGAGCCCAAGUCAAGUCUCAAGCGGAAGCGUGAAGGCCUCGAGGAUGGUGAAGGUGCCGAGGCUUACAACCCGAGAUACCUGACAAGCCGUGAUCUCUUUGAGCUUGAGGCGCGCUGGGCAAGAGAGACCAAAGACAAGAUCGCAGAAUACAUGCGGAAGGACGUACCCGGUAAAGCGUUCUACAGGGUGAUCGAGACUGUUCUCGCUCGAGACAAGAACUGGGUGUAUUGGAAGAUGGCAAGCUGUCCGCCUAUCAAGCGCGACCCCAUUGAUCCAAAAGUAUGGGCUGAAGCACAAGCAUCGGCCUUACGUGUGACCACCAGCAAGAGGCUCCGUCCAGUGCCGAUGAGUGCAGUACCUAUGGAGUUUCUAAAGCCCAAAGCGCCCGGCCAAGCUUUGAAGGAGCUCGAAGACCCAAAGCGCUACCAACUACCAGACCUGGACUCUUUCAAGGCCAAAAUCAACGACAGCGACUUUGAUAUCCAGAUGGCAAAGACACCGGCGGAGAAAGCGCGGGCGCAGGAACGCAAGGCGAGUCAGAGUUGGAGAGCUAUGCGGAUAGCACGCGGUUUCAAACUGGCUGCUUUCGACAAGAUCGACAAUCCGGAUGAUAUUUCAGCAAUAUUUGAACCAUUGGAGGACAUUGUUGCUGAGGUUGCAGCGGACGAGAUUGCGGCUGACGAAUAUAUGCCCGCCAACCGGGAAGCUGUCAUCGUCUCUGGUCCUCCGGGUGCAGGAAAGUCAUCCAUCAUUCAGAAGCUCAUGGAGGCACGCAAGGGUGUCUUCGAACGUGUCGUGCGACAUACCACAAGGGAGCCCAGAGACGGAGAAACAGAUGGAAAGGACUUUCACUUCGUCAAGGGCCCUGAAUUCAAUCAACUCCGCGACGGAGAUCGUCUGAUCGAGAACGUGGAGCAAGGCGAGAUUGCCUACGGCACAAGCUACAAGGUUGUUGAAGUAGUCACAGAGAGCGGCAAGGUUCCUAUCAUCGAAAUGGAAAUUGACUCUGCCAAAUUCGCCAAAGACAUGGACUUUGAUGCCCGCUACGUUCUUGUCAAACCGGCUUCGCCAGAAAGCCACGAGACCUUCUUGAAAGCAGAAGGUGGCCGUGAUGAUGCCGCAAUCAAAGCGGUUGUUGACAGCCUCCCAGCGCUCGUCGAAGGAUUGAACGCAGACAACAUUGCCGGCAAGGUAAUACUCAACGAGAACGUCGAAAAUGCUAGCCAUGAGCUUGGCGAUUAUCUGUAUCAAAAGGACGCAGACGCGGAUACAGAAAUUGUGAACGGUACUGAUACAGGCGAAGCACCAUUAUCUGAACAAAACAACGGGGAUAUGGAUGUGGAUGCUCCCGAGGCAUCAUAA
Emericellopsis cladophorae is the source of this 2358-nucleotide messenger RNA. Its product is annotated as THO complex subunit-like protein. Bases 1 to 2358 code for a protein of 785 amino acids. The record is from RefSeq and is a predicted model, not a curated record. Gene Ontology annotation, biological process: regulation of DNA-templated transcription elongation; mRNA export from nucleus. The transcript is spliced from 4 exons. Lineage: Eukaryota; Fungi; Ascomycota; Sordariomycetes; Hypocreales; Bionectriaceae. Gene Ontology annotation, cellular component: THO complex part of transcription export complex.